GUCUCUCAUCAGGUCCAUCAUUCCAACAACAGCUUGUGGACGAGAAAACCUUCCUGACAAGUCAUUGACUCUGCAUCACGUUCAGAUACAGCAUCACCCGAUACCCACAUGAAGACCUUCAGUUUACUGGCCACUUGUAUACUUUUCGCUGCGGUCGCGGCUCCUGCACGGGCUCAACUGAGUGUGACAUUCUACAACUCGACAUGUCCCUCUGGAGUUUCCAAAGUUGGUGAGGUAGUCAGAUCUUGGAUAACCUCAGACAGGACUUUGGCACCAUCUCUUCUCCGCUUACAUUUCCACGAUUGCUUCGUUCGGGGAUGUGAUGCAUCCGUGCUCUUGGACGUCGCCAAUGGCGAGAAGUCAGCGUUUGGAAACGCCAACUCCCUGCGAGGAUUCGAAGUGAUCGACGAUGUAAAGGCCAAGGUGGAAGCUCUGUGCCCGGGAGUCAUGUCGUGCGCGGACAUUCUCUCCCUCGCAGCCCGAGACGCCAUGGUUGAGUUUGGAGCCGCAGGCCUGAACUGGACCGUGCCUCUGGGCCGACGUGACGGCGUUGUUUCGUCUGCAGCGGAGGCCAACAGCAAUUUGCCACCUCCUUUCGCUACGUUCCAGCAGCUGGUGACCUCCUUCUCCAACAAGGGCUUCACCACUCGAGAGAUGGUGGUCCUUUCAGGUUCGCACACCGUGGGUGCCACACGGUGCUCGACAAUCCAAGGUCGUCUGUACAACUUCUCGAGCACCGCACCCACUGAUCCAGCUCUGGACGCCAACUUUGCGGCGUCUCUGAAAACCCAGUGCCAAUUCGGUGACACGACCACCAAGAUCCUGAUGGAUCAGAGUACGCCAGUGGACAUUUGGAACAAGAACUACUACGCAAAUGUUAUCAAUGGCAAGGUUAUGUUCCAGUCCGACGACGCUCUGAAGAGAGUGGCUGCAGGCAAAACCUUCGUGCAGAUCAUGAGAGCGGCCAAUUCCCCGUUCACUCCGGAGUUCGCAGCCGCCAUGACUAAGCUGAGCCAGGUCGGCGUGCUCACCGGAACCAGUGGGCAGAUCAGGACCAACUGCCGUGCCGUAGUCUGAACUUCCCUUCAGCUCAGAGGUGCGUCCAAUUAGUGGACAGCUCCUUGAAAGAUGAACACCUUAAAUUCUUCAGGAUCCUUCAAAGUCUGAUCCUGACGACCAUUGAAACCCAAUUAGUUGAAACUUAACAAAGUGAUAAUCCGACAUUCACCAAACACCUACUGGCUGUCCACCUACCAGCAAUCUUGUAAGAUGUAAUGUAUAUCUGUAGGAUUAGAACUACCCUUAUGUCAAGUCCAUAGGUUAUGGGUUACAUUUGGAAGCUGUAACAAGCUCCACAAGACCAGAUUUCGUCUAGUGUUAUGAGCAUGCGUGUUUGCACCGUUCGUUCGUCAGUCAAAUUGUUGAGAGGACAUUCUCCAAUGACCAAUCCUGGGAUUGAGUUCGUCAGAGCUGAGGGUCUCUAGAGUCUGAGAGUUGCUGCUGCAGCCACUGGAGCUCGAUGUCCGUUCUCACAUACUAUAUGUCAAAGCUAGUCGAGUUGAUGAACACUUGACACACCAUAACGAAGACUCACCACGUUUCUGAUCUACGACCUGCUUCGGAUCAUGCCUUCGUUCGAUUGUCUCUCGAUGUUCUUGAACCACGGUGCUUUAAAUCCCUGGAGUCUCAUUGGAAUCAUGAUCUGC
Messenger RNA from Marchantia polymorpha subsp. ruderalis, 1706 nucleotides. The record is from the annotation of a GenBank genome assembly. NCBI's taxonomy places the organism in Eukaryota, Viridiplantae, Streptophyta, Marchantiopsida, Marchantiales, Marchantiaceae.